This is a messenger RNA of Colias croceus (clouded yellow), 1721 nucleotides long. RefSeq names its product transcriptional adapter 3 (gene Ada3). The record is from RefSeq and is a predicted model, not a curated record. Gene Ontology annotation, cellular component: SAGA complex. The transcript has a single exon. Gene Ontology annotation, biological process: regulation of transcription by RNA polymerase II. NCBI's taxonomy places the organism in Eukaryota, Metazoa, Arthropoda, Insecta, Lepidoptera, Pieridae. Gene Ontology annotation, molecular function: transcription coactivator activity. The coding region runs from base 261 to 1655 and encodes 464 amino acids.
GUCAUUGGUUCAUAAUCGCCAAUCGCCAUUUUGUUCAUUUUUGGGUUUGGCGUUUGCAUUUGGUGUUUUCGUAGUGUAAACAUUUUGAGUGUAAUGUUUUUACACUUCAGUAUACAAACGUGAUAAACUUGAAAAAAAUCCAAACAAAAACUAGUUUAAGGUAAUGUUUCUUUUGUAAAAUAGUGAGGGCAUCAUAUAUCUAUACUUAUGGUAUUUAUGUGUAUGUUUAUGUACCUACGCGGGUAAAUUAAAUUGUCAAAAUGUUAGGCAAAAGAAUGCAUCAUAAUAGUAAAGGAAGACUGGCGACGAAGGGGCAUGACAAUGGAAAACCUGCUAGCCCAGGUUUAUCUCCUUACACUAAACCUGCGAAAAUACCUGGCUCAAUAUCCGCGGGGAAAACAAGAAUGGAAAUUUGUCCAAUACCUUAUAUUCGUCUACAAGACAAUCCUGUAACUUUACCUAGGCUUGCUACUAUUGCCGCAAGAUCUGCAGAUGAACCUAUCGGAAUGGAUGAAUUGGAUGCUCUACAGUUAGAGCUUGAAACUUUGCUAUGUAAUACCGCUUUGCGCAUUCGUUAUUUCCAAGGAGAAAUAGAAAGUAUAGAUACAAAUGAAUCAAAACGGGAGAAAAAAAAUAAAGCGGCUGGUAAGCAGCUUCAGUAUCCAGGUAAAAGGAAAUUUCCUGACGACAAAUUGGUUAAAACCAAAGAUUAUGCAAAAAUAUCAAAUCAACCUAAAGUGCCAAAGUUUAAGAACUACAGUAACCCUUCAUCUGGGGCGUCACAUGGAUAUUCUAAUGACCAAGCAAAUAAUUCAGAUAAUUCUGUUAAACUAGAGAUGUCUCAACUGGCAUUACCAAAGAAUAAUAUUCCAUACAAAUUUUGGAAUUCUGUUGAUCCAUAUUGCGCUCCCGUCACAAUGGACGACAUAAAGUUUUUGGAAUCACUACUUGUCCAAAGCAGCAACACAACCCUGCCUCCAAUUCCUCCUUUGGGAAGACACUACUCAGAAGUCUGGGCAGAUGAACAUAUAUCUGAAGAUCAAAAUGCUUCAAAUCCAAAUAAAAAGUCAUCUGGCUUAUCACCUGAUGCAUCAAAUAUGCGAAAGAAGAUUGAAAAGAACUCAGAAAAUAUGAUCACGGGUCCUCUCACACAAAGACUGGUCUCAGCCCUAAUGGAAGAAAAUGUUAUGUCAUAUGAAAUGCCCGAUAUUAAAAUAAAACAAUCUGCAACAACAAAAAACAAUUAUAAAAAUUCUUUAACUCUGGAAAAAUGCUUAAGAAAAGAAUUAGUGGAACAAGGUAUUUUGGACCCAGAAGACUUGCCUCCUCUUACUAAUCCAGCAGAUGAUGAAAUACUAGCUGAAAUAAAGAAAUGUCAAACUGAACUAACUGCAGUUAGAAAGGAAAACUGCAGGAACUUGAAAAAUUUGAUAGGCUUAUGUAAGCAGGAGAUGAUAAGACUUAAUUUGAAGAAACAAUUAGACAAUGUAGAUAUGGAAUGUAUUGAUAUUUAUAAAAAGAUGGUGGCAGCUAAGCAAAAGAAAAGACCGAUUACUAAAAAGGAAAAAGAAGAUGCUUGGAGAGCAAUUAAUGAACAGAUAAGACUUAAUAAAGAAAUAAAUGCUUUGCCAUUGACAGGACCAAACUCCAGCUAAUUAUUAUUACUUAUUAUCACUCAUUAUCAGGGCUUCUAAAGAAAUAAAUUGCACAUUUACUUAUUA